UAGUAAUAAAUUUCUUAUUAAAUUUUUAUAUUGUUAUAUGUAACAAGAAUAAAUUUAAAAUUUCCGUGGUACAUAAUGUGUGAUUUUCAAAAAAGGAAAGCAUUGGACUAUCAUGGUGAUGGGAAAAAGAUGCGCUUUGUUAAAAAGUCACGAUGGGAAACACCUAUACCAAAGUCAACAUCUUAUUGGAACGAAGUAUGUAAUAACAUAGAAAAGAAAGUUCGAAAACCUCCCCUGUGUAAUUCCCGUCAACUCAGGCGUGUUCUACCCUUGAAAUCCUAUAACCUGGUGGCUCCUAUUCUUAACAUGCCGCAGUGGCAACCAAAAAAAUACGUGGGGAGAAGGUUCAUUUUUGCCAAGGGUAAGGAUGGUGAAAAAGAUAGAAGGGAUAGAAGAAGGUCCAGCGAGAUCGAUUUCGAUUUGUUCGUACAUCCCCCAUCUGCAACGGAACGUUCCCUACGGGGAGAUUCCCCAAAUUCGCAAAAAUUGAAUCCCUACGCUCUUUUUCUAGUUAAACCACGACGAAAGGUGGUAACAUGGCGGCCACUUAAGAAAAAAGACCUAAAAGGCUACAACCCUGAUGCUACAUUAAGCAUGAGAGCGUCUAAAAUCACUGAUAAAAUUUGCCAUGAUUUUUGUGAGUGGCUGCGAGGAUUGACUGGAUCUUUGGAGAGAAUAGAUGAGGAAGUCUUGAAGGACAUGUUCCAAAUUAUUUUUACAGCUGAUGCUUGCAAAUCUAUGCAGGUAAUUAUCAAAGAAAUGCCAACAGUACCUAGGCCAAUUGCAUUGAUCAGGAACCGUCCAAGUGCCACAGAACUUGAAAUGACUCGAAAGGAAUUAAGACGUGACAUUAAAAUAGAAAAGAAACCUAAAAAGACUUUCGCAUUUGGAAGAGCCUUGCCUAAACACUUGCGUUUUGUACCUCCCCAAAAUCAAGUAGAAAAAAAAUGGUUUCUGUGUGAAAAUGUUCCUCAAGAAUUGGAAAGUAUGGAUCUUGUCUGGAAUGGAAUCAAACACUUGAAAAGCGUAAAAGGCUUCGUAAAUUGGCUAAAAGCGAACACAAAUUUAGCGCCACCAGAUACUUUGGAUAUUAAAACUGAUGCCUUAUCUGUAUCUCGUUUUUCACAAGAAGAUAUGAUUACACAAAUUGACUUUGAAGGAAGAAACUUUUAUUGAGUAUUUCAGAUAAGUAAUGUUAGACUCAUCAAGAGAAAAGUAUGUUUGUUGACUGUUAACAUUUUGUUAAUUUAUUAUAUAAUGUAUUGAUUGUUUUAGGUACUAUUAUUGAAUUUGGUUUGUUUUCUAUAGAGCAAUUAGAUAUACUAUAUCGUCCGUUAUAAAUUUAACUAAAUUAAUUUUGAAUUAAAAUAGAGAGUUUAUAUUUGCACACGUUGGUGCUACUCCAAACGCUUGCUUCAUGUACGUGGUAUAUGGUUAACCUCUAGAGCCCUAUAUAUAUGUAUAUGAACUCGCAAUGUACCUAUCAUCAUAGGAGUCUGAAAUCAACGAGGAAAACAGACAGGGUAGCACUUUUUAUUUGGAAUCAGCGAUGAAAUUCUCUAGGUUGAUAUGCACUUUUUCAAAUAUCAACCAGACAAACCGAGCUAUGAAAUCUGUAAAACAUUGUUAAGGGAACUGUCAUAUGCUUCAAAAUAGUCCACAGAACUCUCCCAUAAAAAUCGUAUCUGUAGUCUGUUGUGUCGGUCGAUUUCAUUUCAAAAAUUUGAAUUAUCCAUAAAGGGAAGUUGCAAAUGAUUGAAAAGGUUAUAAGUUCACGACCUGGCUUCUCAGAUUGAAGUUUUUGUGAAUUCGAUCAACGUCUCAACCCGUCAACUAUGAGAGGAGUCUGAAUUAGAACUUGGCUCCCCUGGAAUAAACACUCUAAUAAAUUCUUUAUCAAUCAUUGUUAUGAAAAAAAACUAACAAAGAAAUAAAAAUAGGGAAAUCACCUCCAAAAUGAUUAUUGUGAUUUUCAAAUAAUCGUGUGUCCGUAUGGCUGGAACGACACUGAAGAUAGCAUAGAGGAAAAAUGCAGGAAUUGCGAGGAAGAGAAGAAUAUCGUCUAAAAGUGAGACACCGUUGCGAUUGACAUCCAAUUUAACUAUUUUUCUGUACGCUAGUGUCUCUGAAAAUGUCAUUACUGUCAAAAGCGUAAUAAUAAUUACUUUGUUUGCGAAUU
This is a messenger RNA of Belonocnema kinseyi, 2179 nucleotides long. RefSeq lists its product as uncharacterized. The record is from RefSeq and is a predicted model, not a curated record. The transcript is spliced from 8 exons. The coding region runs from base 76 to 1176 and encodes 366 amino acids. NCBI's taxonomy places the organism in Eukaryota, Metazoa, Arthropoda, Insecta, Hymenoptera, Cynipidae.